This is a messenger RNA of Notolabrus celidotus (New Zealand spotty), 2865 nucleotides long. Its product is annotated as paramyosin-like. The coding region runs from base 193 to 2637 and encodes 814 amino acids. The transcript has 3 exons. The record is from RefSeq and is a predicted model, not a curated record. Gene Ontology annotation, molecular function: signaling receptor activity. NCBI's taxonomy places the organism in Eukaryota, Metazoa, Chordata, Actinopteri, Labriformes, Labridae.
UAUUAUGUUAUGUUGCUAUAGCAAAAAUCAACAGUUGUCCCAGAAAACAGCUCUGGAAAGAAAACCGAUUUAAAGAAGAGAGGGAAUCCAAGUCAUCAUGACAGACCCAAAGGAUAUCCACCUGAGGAAGACUCACAGAAAACAGCUCUGGAAAGAAAAAUCCUUUAAAGAAGAGAGGGAAUCCAAGUCAUCAUGACAGACCCAAAGGAUAUCCACCUGAGUUUCCCAUCUGAAAACUUAGAGGAGGAAAUGGCUCCAAUAAGUCCAGUUCAAGAUGAGAAAGAAAAGAAAGACAUUCAGGACCACUUCAUACAGAGACUUCGCUCCAACUGGCAAACAAUCAUUUUAAUGGUGAUGCUUUUAAUCUUGACCUUUGUCACAGUAACUUUGAGCAUUGAAUUUGCUCGGUUACAAAAAGAAAACAAUCAGAUAAAUCGGCUACUGAAAGCAAAUCAACAAAACAGCACCAGUCCCUGUGGUGGGCUAAAGGUGAAAGACAACUUCACCUUCAUUCCUACUUACAACAACAAUGUGAGCCUCCUCUUCAACAAGACAUACCUGAGUCUGCUCCUGGUCAAUGCAGAGCAAGAAGAGUCCAAGCUGAGCCUGCUCCUGAACAACACAGAGAAAGAAAAGUCCAAGCUGAGCCUGCUCCUAAACAACACAGAGAAAGAAAAGACCAAGCUGAGCCUGCUCCUAAACAACACAGAGAAAGAAAAGUCCAAGCUGAGCCUGCUCCUAAACAACACAGAGAAAGAAAAGACCAAGCUGAGCCUGCUCCUGGAGGACACAGAGAAAGAAAAGUCCAAGCUGAGCCUGCUCCUAAACAACACAGAGAAAGAAAAGACCAAGCUGAGCCUGCUCCUAAACAACACAGAGAAAGAAAAGUCCAAGCUGAGCCUGCUCCUGAACAACACAGAGAAAGAAAAGUCCAAGCUGAGCCUGCUCCUGAACAACACAGAGAAAGAAAAGUCCAAGCUGAGCCUGCUCCUGGAUGACAUAGAGAAAGAAAAGACCAAGCUGAGCCUGCUCCUAAACAACACAGAGAAAGAAAAGUCCAAGCUGAGCCUGCUCCUGGAUGACACAGAGAAAGAAAAGACCAAGCUGAGCCUGCUCCUGGAUGACACAGAGAAAGAAAAGACCAAGCUGAGCCUGCUCCUAAACAACACAGAGAAAGAAAAGUCCCAGCUGAGCCUGCUCCUAAACAACACAGAGAAAGAAAAGUCCAAGCUGAGCCUGCUCCUAAACAACACAGAGAAAGAAAAGUCCAAGCUGAGCCUGCUCCUAAACAACACAGAGAAAGAAAAGUCCCAGCUGAGCCUGCUCCUGGAUGACACAGAGAAAGAAAAGUCCAAGCUGAGCCUGCUCCUAAACAACACAGAGAAAGAAAAGUCCAAGCUGAGCCUGCUCCUGGAUGACACAGAGAAAGAAAAGUCCAAGCUGAGCCUGCUCCUAAACAACACAGAGAAAGAAAAGUCCAAGCUGAGCCUGCUCCUGGAUGACACAGAGAAAGAAAAGACCAAGCUGAGCCUGCUCCUUGAUGACACAGAGAAAGAAAAGUCCCAGCUGAGCCUGCUCCUGGAUGACACAGAGAAAGAAAAGACCAAGCUGAGCCUGCUCCUGGAUGACACAGAGAAAGAAAAGUCCAAGCUGAGCCUGCUCCUGGAUGACACAGAGAAAGAAAAGACCAAGCUGAGCCUGCUCCUUGAUGACACAGAGAAAGAAAAGUCCCAGCUGAGCCUGCUCCUGGAUGACACAGAGAAAGAAAAGACCAAGCUGAGCCUGCUCCUGGAUGACACAGAGAAAGAAAAGUCCAAGCUGAGCCUGCUCCUGGAUGACACAGAGAAAGAAAAGACCAAGCUGAGCCUGCUCCUGGAUGACACAGAGAAAGAAAAGUCCAAGCUGAGCCUGCUCCUGGAUGACACAGAGAAAGAAAAGUCCAAGCUGAGCCUGCUCCUCAACAAAGCGUUACAGGAAAAAUCAGAGCUACAAGUGGAGAACAAGUUUUUGGAAGAGGAGAAAAACAAGCUCCAGCAGCUGUUUACUAAUGAACAGCAAAUCACACUUCAGCUGAGGGCAGAAAAUAAACAGAAAGGUUCAAUCCUGAUGUCAGACAAACUAUCUUUCCUGUGGACAUUUUGCAACAAAAGCACGCUGCAGUGUACACGCUGCCCCCCUGACUGGACCGAGCAUAAUGCCCGCUGCUUCUACCUGUCUCCAACACAAAGAAACUGGGAGGAUGCUCGUAGGCAGUGUUCUGUUGAUGGAGGUGACCUGGCUGUUGUUUUGAAUCCUGCAGACCAGGCAUUCAUCACCAACAUGACUCAUCAGUUUGUACAACAGCAUCCUCAAGUACGAUUGCAUUCAGUAUGGAUCGGGUUGCAGGACAUGGUGAGGGAUGGCAGUUUCAUGUGGGUUAAUGGCCUCAAAGUCAAGCCAGAUAUGAAGUAUUGGCGGCCUAAGGAGCCAAACAAUGCUGUGGCCUCCUGGGACAAAGACCAUGCGGGACAGGACUGUGUUGCCAUAAUCCCACCAAGGAGCAUUGAACAAAAAGACUGGAUGAAUUCCUGGGAUGACAUUGUCUGUCUUGGCAAACGGCACUAUAUUUGUGAGAACAAAGCUCUCAUUUUUUCUUAACAGUAAAACUUAAUAGAUAAAGACCUUUACUCAUAGACUCCACCUGAUCCAUCAACAUCACAGUUUCUUUCAAUCUGAUGGCAUGUGCCCUCCCACUGUAACGCAAAGCAAGGGGGCAAGAAUUGCAAGGUCACACGGGAAUUGCGAGAUCACAUGUUUGUAUGUUAAUCAUGUCCUACAUUGUUGUGUUGUAACCUACUGACAAAGUAAAUAGUUAAAAGAUCAGUU